AUGAUGGUAUUUUCGACAAUUCAUUUUGCGAUUCAAUCGGGCGUUGACCGUACUCUAGUUCUCAAGGGUCAUCUGGCACUCCAUGACGCUAAUACCGAAAAGUCCUCAUUACGAACAACCGGCUCAGUUUUACAAACUCCUCCGGCAUCACCACACAGGGAGCGUGGAUACUAUCGGAUUUUGUACACUCCAAAAAGGGUCUAUUCAAAUCUAGCAGGUGCAGAACCAAGGAAGCGGAAAAAGAGGCCCAAUUCGAAGCUUUCGGGAAAUCUGAAUGACACAUCUCUUUCCGACCGACUCAGUCAGAAAUCUAUUGAGUUGAAUCGUCAGAAUGACAUUCAACAAGCUGACGAUGACCAGCUUAAGAGCACCUAUCAUUCGAAUCCCGACGUCGAUGAUUCCUCGUCCUAUCACGCAGAUUCCGCGUAUACAGUAAAGGCAAUGUCAUCAAUAUUGUAUGAGUGCGCGAGGGUCAAUUUCGCCAUUGCUCUAUACGGGGUUCGAACAAGCGAUGCCGUGACAACAACCAAACCUGACCGUAUCCGGAAAUAUGUCGAUGACCUUGCCAAAGUGGACUAUGGCAAGACAAUUUAUAUUAUUCGCAGGGGCAAUGCUUUGGCCAUGGGCAGAGGCGUUCAAAGCCGAUACAAUGAAACCAUCUAUUGGAGCAUCAUUCUUAAGGGCGCUGCGUUGGUCGAUCACACAAAGUUGCCGACCGCGAAAGGGCCUGCGGACGGAUUCACCAUGGCGGAAAAGGCCGCAACUAAGAAGUUCAUGGAAGAUGCUGGGUACGCCCUGGGUGCAGAAAACCAGCGGCAAUGCCGUAUUUUCUGGAAGAACUUAUUCGAAAUACGUGAAGCCGGCAUUGACAAAAACGUCAGCAACCCCCUUGUGGACACAAUAAUGAACUGGGAGGCCCACCAUCGAUCAGACUCGAAAGGCGACCUUAGGCACCUUUCUGGUCUCGAGGCCCCUCAAGUUGCAGAGAGGCUGAAAGUUCAGGGGUCUUCUUGGAAUAAUGCCAAAAAUGAAUGGGCCUUCACUGGUGAAGAAGAGAAUUUCAAGGAAAAGAGUUUGCGAACGUUCCCGCCUGAAGUUUUAUGCACAUCCCACCAUGGCCAAUUGAUAUCAGAAUCUGGGAGAGAUAAGUCCACAUUUACUUUUCUCCUGCCUAGAGAUAGCAGCUCUUUGUUCGUCUGCUCCAUUGUUCCCGUAAGCGAGGGAGACUUUCUUGGCAUAUUUGCUGGUAAGAUUCGCUUUUCCGAGGACUUUAGCGCUACCCACGGCAUCCCAGGUGCAGUCGAAAAUCUGUGGCUAGAUUACUCACAAGUCACUGGCACUAUGAAUCAAAUGCUGGUCGCAGAACCGAAUGGUUCCGCGAACGUGCGCCUCCAAUGGCAAGUCGUCGAUGAUGACAGUGGGACAGAGAGUUACACUUCUUGGAAAGUAUUUGUGAAAGCCAUUGCGUCAUAA
Molecule: messenger RNA, 1473 nt
Organism: Penicillium angulare
Lineage: Eukaryota; Fungi; Ascomycota; Eurotiomycetes; Eurotiales; Aspergillaceae
Exons: 3
Coding region: 1-1473 (490 amino acids)
Source: RefSeq, a predicted model, not a curated record